AACAACCAAAUCAUUAUUUGAAGUUUAUUUCCCAUGUCUUUUCGCUCUUUCUGGCGACGCGAAAAGUUUCAAGGUUAAAAUUGUUGCGCCAACUUCCACGUUACGCAUUUGGCGGCUCUUUCUUUGGCUGAAUAUCUGCCAAGUGCAUAUGCAUUUCUUGCCGAGGGCGGCAAAAAAUUGCUGCCGUCUAAGCCAAGCAUGACGAAAAGCCACCGACCUUUCUAGCAGCAUAAUACGAAAAGUUUCUAUCCCACCUUCGCCCUUGGAACGUUUAAUCUUUAUUUAAUCUGUUUUAAAAAUUUAGUUUUGCGAUGUUACAAGAUGUAAUCCUAUCCAAAUCAUACUUUGCUAUCUUCAGAUAAGUUCACUGACAUUUAAGAAGUUUGUUGGAUGUUUUGUUUUCUGUGCUAGCGGCAUCCGAAUCUAAAUUUUGUCUGUGUAUUUAUUUUUAUGUGCUACAUUUGAUCAGGAUUUUGUAUUCUUGUUUUUUAGAUUUGUAUAGUGCUAAUAAAUACUCUAUUAGAUGAGUAUAGAAGUUUCUAGUUAAUUAUACAUCUCUCGUUCUUUGUAGAAAGAUCAAUAAUUGUGAUUUUGAAGUGUUAAAAGUCUUUCAAGAAUUUUCUCAUGAGUUUUUGACAAAGAAAAUUGCACCUGUGGAUAUAUUUACCUGUUAGGCAAUAGAACCAGUGGAUACUUAUUUGAAAAGUUUUUUUAACGUGUGGAUCUACCGGAAAUAAUUUAAUUGUGCGUUUUCCUUUGUGAAUUCAUCAAUAUUUAGCGAAAACAAUUGAAGAGGUAUGACUUGUAAUUAUUCAGCCGUUGUUCUCUUUUGAUCAUUAGUACAUGACUGUCAUGAGAGAAGAAGAUUUUGAAGUUGCUAUUAAAGUUGUGGUAGUUGGCAAUGGGGCUGUUGGAAAAUCAAGUAUGAUCCAGAGGUAUUGCAAAGGGAUUUUCACCCAUGCUUACAAGAAAACAAUUGGUGUUGAUUUCCUAGAAAGACAAAUUGAUUAUAAUGGGGAAGAUGUCAGAUUAAUGAUCUGGGACACUGCAGGCCAAGAAGAAUUUGAUGCUAUAACAAAAGCUUAUUAUCGAGGUGCUCAGGCUUGUGUUUUGGUUUUUUCUACUACUGACAGAGAUUCUUUUAAAGCCAUUGAAUCUUGGAAAAGAAAAGUGGAAAAUGAAUGUGGGGAGAUACCUACAGUUCUAGUUCAAAACAAAAUUGACUUAAUUGACCAAGCUACUGUUGCUAAGGAUGAAGCUGAACUUUUAGCAAGAAGACUGAAGUUAGACUUCUUUAGGAUAUCUGUAAAAGAAGAUUAUAAUGUAUCAGAAGUGUUUCGUCAUUUAGUGAAAAGGUACUUGGAGUUAGCUAAUGAACCAAUUGAAGAAAUAACACCAAACAUACAUUCUCUUGGACAUCAUGACUAUGAUGGCUAUCCUCCACAUAAUGUAUAUAUGCGUUCUUCAUUUUCAAAUCCUACAAAUGGAACAAUAUCUCUGCACAAACCCAAACGAAGCAAAAGUGGGAAGAAACACUUUUUUAGGAGUUGUCGUUUGUUGUAAUAGAUAGAUAUUUUGUAUUAUUGGAAUAUGAUAUGUGUUGUAUCAAAAAGUUUGUUAUUUGAGGAAUAUAAUUCUGGUGUGUAAUGUUUGCAAGUAUUCUCUUGAAUACUGUACUUGUGAGUUUGUUAUCUUGUGCCUUUUAGUGUGCUCUGUUAAGGUUGUUCUUCAAAUGCUCUGUCAUCAUGCGAAAUAUUAUUUUAUAAGCGAAUAAUUUUUUAUUUUCAUAGCUAUUGUGUGACAGUUUAUCAUGGCUUUUGUUUUAUCAAUCUUUAGUCAGUGUUUUCUAUACCAAUUAGGAAAAUUGCACAAUAAGGCAAAAGUAAAAAGUGUUUGUUGUAAUUUUUUGAUUUUGAAAAGUCACUCCAACAUUCAUAAAUAUGCAUAAAAGUUAAGAAAUAUUCAUUAAUUUUACCAAUUUUUUUUAAGGUGAGAAAAAUCUUGCCAAAUGUUCCAUAAAUUUUAAAAUAUUUACAGAGGUACCAACUAUUACUCAAUCAUAGUCAGUCUUGCCGUUUUUAAGAAUUUACGUAAAAAUCUGUUUAAAAUAUGUUUUUUUCCCUUUACUACCUAGAGGAAAAUUCAAUUUUCUUGUUUACAACUGAUCUAUGAUAAUUAUUCCCUUAUCUUUUCAACAAGCUAUUCUGAAACUUUACUAUCUCUUCUUAUGAAAAAGCAAAACAACAUAAAUUCAAGACUGAAAUACUGUGAGCAAAAACUUAUAGUGGUCAAAAUGUGAGAUGAUAAAAGACGAGAUGGGCUAGCUCUAAUUUAAUCAAAAGCUAGAACAUUGAUUCCAAGUAAUCAAUUUAAUUUUAUCAUUUUAUAAUGAAGUAUAAAAUUUAAUUUUAAUAUAAUUUUUAAUUUAAUACCUAAUUAUAUAAUUUUAAAUUAUUUAAGUGCAAUAACUCAGAAACAUAUUUAGUGGGCUUUUACAAAAUUCAAAUUAGAUCAAUUUGAGGGUAUACUUAAUCCUAUAUAUGCAUAUCAUAUUAAUGAAAUGUGUGAAUUUGCUAUUUAAUAGCAAAUUAAUUAUAUUAACAUGCUACUAUAUGCUUUUACUAAUUUAAUUUUAUUAAUAUGAUAUAAUAUGAUAUAUGAUAUACAUAUAUAGGAUUAAGUAUACCCUAAAAUUGCACUCAUUUGAAUUUGUAAACAAUGUGUGAGUUUGUUAUUUAAAAGCAAAAAAUUUUUAUUAAUAUGAUAUACAUAUAUGGGAUUAAGUAUACCCUAAAAUUGCACUAAUUUGAAUUUUCUAAACACCAACUAAAUAUAUUUCUGAGCUACUGUACCGAUAAUAACUAGGUUAGAAAGUUGGCACUUAGUAGUAGAGAAAA
Molecule: messenger RNA, 2897 nt
Organism: Parasteatoda tepidariorum (common house spider)
Lineage: Eukaryota; Metazoa; Arthropoda; Arachnida; Araneae; Theridiidae
Gene: Rab23
Product: RAS oncogene family member Rab23
Molecular function (GO): GTPase activity; GTP binding
Source: RefSeq, a predicted model, not a curated record